AUGGAGUCCAUCCAGUCAUACGUCCAACAGGCACAAGCCGCGGGCAAGAAGUUGAUUAUGGAGGAAUGGGGCUCAUGCUAUUACGACACUUUGAACAGCAAUUGCCCAGUAGGCGACCCGCUCCCCACUGCCACCCGCAACGCCAACAUUGCAGGAUGGGCGAGCAACAUCACUGCCGCAGGUCUUCCAUGGCUGUAUUGGGAAGUCCUCCCAGAUGCUGAUCCUCACGAAGGGGAUGAUUUCGAGAUUGGCCUCGUCGAUCCGUCAUGGCCCACUCUCAAGCAGGCUGCCUUGGCAGCGCCCCGGGCCCCUGCGGCAUUUGACUUCUCGGAGUACUUAUUUGAUCUAGGGCUUGAUGGAUUCUUGUGUCGUUGUGAUUCGGAGCUACGCAAAUCUACGCAACCUCUGUUAUGCACCACUUCGGACACUGCAUAA
Molecule: messenger RNA, 435 nt
Organism: Sparassis crispa
Lineage: Eukaryota; Fungi; Basidiomycota; Agaricomycetes; Polyporales; Sparassidaceae
Exons: 3
Coding region: 1-435 (144 amino acids)
Source: RefSeq, a predicted model, not a curated record